CGAACCCGUCUCGCUGAGCAGGUUCUCCGGAAAGGUGGUAGUUAGAAAACGGGGGAGGAAGGAAUCGUCGGCCCAGGUUAGUUGAACCAGAGAAAAGGCUGCAAAAUUCCUUCUUGGAGAAGAAGGAACCACGCCCCCAUUUGCUCUGACUGGCGCUGAAGCUUGGGCAGCCUAAGUCCUCAGACCCGGGCAUGACUCCCUCGUGCCAGUCUGGGCUUUGUCUCCGUGUUCAUCCCCAGGUCUUAGAUGUUCUAAAGCAGCAUUGUUUGUUUAGCUGUAGCUGAGACAUGCUUUUCUUCUUCACCCCGUCUUGCAGUCUUCCCCCCGCCCCCGGACCAUUGCAAUGCUUUACUUGAUCGGACUGGGCCUGGGCGAUGCCAAGGACAUCACUGUCAAGGGCCUGGAAACGGUGAGACGCUGCAGCCGCGUGUACCUGGAAGCCUACACCUCGGUCCUGACCGUGGGCCAGGAGGUCCUGGAAGAGUUUUAUGGAAGAAAACUGAUUCUUGCUGAUAGAGAAGAAGUGGAACAACAAGCUGAUAAUAUUUUAAAGGAUGCUGAUACCAGUGAUGUUGCAUUCCUUGUGGUUGGUGAUCCUUUUGGGGCUACAACACACAGUGAUCUUGUCCUGAGAGCUAUAAAACUAGGAAUUCCGUAUCGAGUUAUUCAUAAUGCUUCCAUACUGAACGCUGUGGGCUGCUGCGGUUUGCAGUUAUACAACUUCGGAGAGACCGUUUCUAUUGUUUUCUGGACUGACACCUGGAGACCAGAGAGCUUCUUUGACAAAGUGAAGAAGAACAGGCAGAAUGGCAUGCACACACUGUGUUUGCUGGAUAUCAAGGUAAAGGAACAGUCUUUGGAAAAUCUUAUCAAGGGAAAGAAGAUCUAUGAACCUCCCCGGUACAUGAGUGUAAACCAGGCAGCCCAGCAGCUCCUGGAAAUUGUCCAAAAUCAGAGACUCCAGGGAGAGGAACCAGCUGUCACCGAGGAGACACUUUGCGUUGGCUUAGCCAGGGUUGGGGCUGAAGACCAGAAGAUCGCAGCAGGCACCUUGCAGCAGAUGUGCACUGUGGACUUGGGGGGGCCAUUGCACUCCUUGAUCAUCACAGGAGGGAGCAUGCACCCACUGGAGAUGGAGAUGCUAAGUCAGUUUUCCAUAACAGAAAAUAGCUCUGAUGCAGAACACUGAACACAGAUGUGCUGUAAAGUUUAGUCCUGUACAUAUGAACGUGCAUUUGUAUAGCAAGUGAAAUGAGUCUGUGGUUUGCCUAAUAAGGAUUAAACAAGUGAACGAGAAGAAAGGUGUGGUUGGCUCAAUAUUGCCUGGUUUCCUUUAGCAAUGAGUUGAUCAUUUUUUUCCGAGUGAUAUCAUCGGUUAUUGCUGUUUGGGCAUUUUUUCAGGAUUCACAGACAUGGAACAGAUCAACCUGGAAACUCGUACUCAAAGGUGUUUAAACGUUUAUGUUUUUCAUAAAAUUUAUGAAAUCGGUUUGUACCAGGUGGAAUUUUCUUCUUUCUUUAAAAAUCAGCAACUCUCUUUUUGACUACAAGCUGGAUUGUUCUGGACGCUGUUAUGAAGUAAUGCAUAGAUAUGUGAACCAAAGUGACAGUGGCCCUGACUUAAAUCUCUUAAUUUUUUUGCAUAAAAUGACAGUCUUCUGAGUGGUCUUAUUUAGCUAACAUCCUAAUUAUGUGUCUCAUGUUUCUGUUGAAUUUUAUAGACUAUAUAAUUGUGAAAUUAUAAAUGUAUAGUCAGCAUGUACAGUUGUUGUUUGGUCUUAAAUAGCAUCUUCCACAUCAAGCUAUCAUUUGUUAGAAAAUUUGCUGAUUACAAAAUAAAAAUUUUUUCAUUGAAAUUUGAAGACAA
Molecule: messenger RNA, 1867 nt
Organism: Sorex araneus (European shrew)
Lineage: Eukaryota; Metazoa; Chordata; Mammalia; Eulipotyphla; Soricidae
Gene: DPH5
Product: diphthamide biosynthesis 5
Exons: 7
Coding region: 344-1189 (281 amino acids)
Biological process (GO): protein histidyl modification to diphthamide
Molecular function (GO): diphthine synthase activity
Source: RefSeq, a predicted model, not a curated record